AAGCACCGUCCUCUUGACCCCAAGCCCCCGCCGGGUCACCCAAAGGCUUCUCGGGAGUCUCUGCUGAUAAUAACUGUCUAGGAACUCGUUGACCGUGGCCGUGGACUUUACGCCAUCUCGCAUUUGCCACUUAAGUGGCUGGGUGGGGACCUUGGACCGAUCGCUCAACUUCUCUGGCUUCUCAUUUGUAAAAUAAGAGAGGUACUAGAGGACACAUAUCUUAACUGGGUUGCUGUAAGGACUGAUGCCUGAACCAUCUCAGCAUGACCUGUAGAGGAGGAGCUGGGCAUGGCCAGCGUCCCUCAGCUUCACUCUCCCGUGUCAGCCCUGGACGUCUUUCCACGUGUAGAGCCUGUACCCAUAAUAUAUGCAUGGUGUCGGACUUUUUCUACCCAAAUAUGGGAGGCGUGGAAGGCCACAUUUACCAGCUCUCUCAAUGCCUGAUUGAAAGAGGGCACAAGGUCAUAAUUGUCACCCAUGCUUAUGGAAGUCGCAAAGGCAUCCGUUACCUCACUAAUGGCCUCAAAGUCUAUUACUUGCCUCUGAAAGUCAUGUACAACCAAUCUACAGCCACGACCCUCUUUCACAGUCUGCCAUUGCUCAGGUACAUAUUUGUUCGGGAGAGAGUCACGAUAAUCCAUUCACAUAGUUCCUUUUCUGCCAUGGCCCAUGAUGCCCUCUUCCACGCCAAGACAAUGGGCCUCCAGACAGUCUUCACGGACCAUUCCCUUUUUGGAUUUGCUGAUGUCAGCUCGGUGCUUACAAACAAGCUUCUAACUGUGUCUCUUUGUGACACAAACCACAUAAUUUGUGUCUCUUACACUAGUAAGGAAAACACUGUGCUAAGAGCAGCACUGAAUCCUGAAAUAGUGUCCGUCAUUCCUAAUGCUGUAGAUCCUACUGACUUCACUCCAGACCCAUUUAGAAGGCAUGAUAGUGUAAUAACUAUUGUUGUUGUCAGCAGACUUGUUUACAGAAAAGGGACCGAUUUGCUUAGUGGUAUAAUACCUGAACUCUGUCAGAAAUAUCCCAAUUUAAAUUUCAUAAUUGGAGGAGAGGGACCAAAGAGAGUCAUUUUGGAAGAAGUACGGGAAAGAUACCAGCUCCAUGACAGAGUGCGUCUCUUGGGAGCCUUAGAACACAAAGAUGUUAGAAAUGUCUUAGUUCAAGGACAUAUUUUUCUUAAUACUUCCCUUACUGAAGCAUUCUGCAUGGCAAUUGUGGAAGCAGCCAGUUGUGGUUUACAGGUUGUAAGUACCAGGGUUGGUGGAAUUCCUGAAGUACUUCCAGAAAAUCUUAUCAUUUUAUGUGAGCCUUCUGUAAAAUCUUUGUGUGAGGGAUUGGAAAAAGCUGUUUUCCAACUGAAGUCAGGAGCAUUGCCGCCUCCAGAAAAUAUCCACAACAUCGUAAAGACUUUCUACACCUGGAGGAAUGUUGCGGAGAGAACUGAAAAAGUGUACGACCAAGUGGCAGGAGAAGCUGUGUUACCGCUGGACAAACGACUGGACAGACUCGUCUCUCACUGUGGCCCCUUGACAGGCUGCAUUUUUGCUUUGUUGGCUGUAUUCAGCUUUCUCUUCCUCAUUCUCCUGAGAUGGGUGACUCCAGAUUCUAUCAUCGACGUUGCAGUAGAUGCCACAGGGCCAAAGGGUGCCUGGACUCAUCAGUAUCCUUACAGGAAAAAGGUGGACGAGAACAAUGAGGUAUCUAAAACCAGGUAGAAGAAAGCCUAGAUUGUGAGAUUUUAAACACUUGUAAUAGUUCUAUUAAGACUAUUGAAAAUAACCUUGCUUUUUUUCUUUUUAAAGUUAAUUUAGUAAGUUAUGCUACCUCUAUAUCAUUCCGUGUUUUAUUUUGAGGAAAGAUAAACACUUAUGCAAUUCCUGAGUGUAGAAACUCCUUGCACUUAUUUAAAAUUUAGGAGAGAACAUUGAAGCCACUCAGGUAUGCAAUUUUUCAGACUACUGAAAUCCCUCUAGCAGAGAUGUUUUAACGUUAUAUUUUGGGAGCUUUGGGUGCUGAAGGGCCAAACGUUUUCUGGGCAUUUUUUGGCCAAUUUUAAAUGUUCUACCAUUAAUUAGACAUUCACGAGAUGUUUGCAAGUUUUGUUUAGGGAAGUACAACAACUCUGUGAACUAUUUUAAGUUGUGUUCAUACUACAUUUAUUAGACACUUAAGUCAUGUUCUUAAACUUUUAUUGGGUAUGCUCAGUAAGUGUUCCAUAUAAUCAGCAGGUUUCUUGAGUAAAAUGGGCUGUCAGCGACCAGCAUGUUUUAAGCACCUACCACGCAUAGAACGUUGAACUAGAUGCUUCCUGCGGUUUGACAUGAAGUGGUAAGAUAUCCGCCAUGCCGAAAAUGCUCAUGCUUUUAAUGCCAGGAAAAAAUCGCCGGCGUACUCCGAGUUCUUCUUUGAUCCUGUUGGAUGCAUUCUCCUAGGUCAAGCCUUCGUCUUCGCUUGUGUGUAUGAAAAUACUUUUUGCUUUUUAAAUACUAGGGACCGAUACCACUGUUGAUGAUAGUGCAGAGAAACCCUCCACAUCUCUCAGUGCAUAAUUUAGUCCUCUGUCAAUGCCUUCUUGUUUUCCAAGCACAAUGUACAAGGUGUGCCAUCUCAAAAUCAGCUGCUACCCUGUCCCUUUGAUAGAAGUCACUUCCCUUCACUUGUGGCCUAGCUGAUGCCUGAUAAGUAUUGUCAGUGUGCAGAAGUCUUGACCCCAGAAUGUUUUGUUUAUAGCCAAUUGAGUCUGAAAAUUUUAGGAACACAGUCUCUUUGUGGAUGGAUGUUGUUAACUGAAAUCGUUGUGGCCCAUAGCCAUGGGUUUUUAAACCCCCAAUUAUCCAUAUGGUGUGUCUUAUUAAUUCUUUGAACUCCUUAGAAUAAGUUUUUGUGAUUAAGGACUGUGAAGUCACAAGAAUGAGGCACUGUGGGCGUGCUAGUUAGAUGCUGGCAGUAUUGCGAUUCUGUACAGGAUUUUUUUUUAAUGGCAACAUUCAUAGAACUUCUUUUAAAAAAGUAUCUUAACAUGCCUACUAAUUGGUUGCCACUGAUACAUAAGAAAUAUAUUUGUGUUUUGUACUGAAACACAAAUGCAAGAGUGCAAUUUUUAAUAUCUAGAAGUUAGGGGUUCUUUUGUUAAAGAAAAACAGACUGACCCAAACCAUUAAAUCUUACUGGGAUUUUUAUGCAUAGAAACUGACUUAUAUAAAUAUGAAAUAAACAGUGCCAAUAUUCAUGAUAAAGCAAGAAACUGUAACAUUUGGUUUAAUUUAUUCUGUUCAGCAGUUUUUUAAAGGCAUACUGCUGUUUUUUCUUGUAUGUUAUUUUUGUUUCUUAGCUUUUUUUUUUUCAGAAUUGUCUGUUAAAUUGCCAUUUAUUUCAGAUGGAAAUAGGAUUUAAAGUUCUUGCAUGAAACAUAUGUAAUUUGCAUAUUUUCCUCUUUUUUUUUCCCUUUAGCAAAUGGAAGUAAAUUUGCUUGUUCUAGUAAAUCUUAAUUUUCAGGCUUCCUGAAUACCUAAAUUGUAACUGUCAUUGUUGCACUGGUCAAUAUGUGGAAACAUAUUGUUCUGCCCUGCUACUUACAUUUAUUUGAAAGUUAACUUGCAGUGAUGAGGAAUUUAUGAAAAAUGUAUUGUAUUUCUUUUGAUGUUCCAAAAAGUAGCACAUGUAAAACUGAUUUAUGGAAACAUGCUACAUGUCCAAAAAUAAAGACCAAAAUGACAUUUUGA
Molecule: messenger RNA, 3728 nt
Organism: Balaenoptera musculus (blue whale)
Lineage: Eukaryota; Metazoa; Chordata; Mammalia; Artiodactyla; Balaenopteridae
Gene: PIGA
Product: phosphatidylinositol glycan anchor biosynthesis class A
Exons: 7
Coding region: 264-1721 (485 amino acids)
Biological process (GO): GPI anchor biosynthetic process
Cellular component (GO): glycosylphosphatidylinositol-N-acetylglucosaminyltransferase (GPI-GnT) complex
Molecular function (GO): phosphatidylinositol N-acetylglucosaminyltransferase activity
Source: RefSeq, a predicted model, not a curated record